Molecule: messenger RNA, 819 nt
Organism: Geodia barretti
Lineage: Eukaryota; Metazoa; Porifera; Demospongiae; Tetractinellida; Geodiidae
Source: the annotation of a GenBank genome assembly
AUGGCUAGAAGAAUGAACACGGCGCAGGUACAGCGCCAAACGAAGAGCGAAACUAUAGAGUGGGAUAACCUGAUGCUGAGGACCGUACGAGAGCAAUUCGGGAAUCGUGCCCGCAUAGUGCCUUCCCUAAUAAACCAGCAGGGAAAAAAUUCGUUUGUAUCAACUUUGUUCAAAGAUGCAAGAAACAUAAACCCUCGUGACCCUAUCGAAAUUAGUAAAAACAUCGUGGACGUCAACGAAAAAAUUUACUGCAAUGCUGAAGGUGGCGAAGACAGCUCGACUGUCAAAAUCGUUAAUAGCGUCGAGAACACCGAAGGACACAACUACCAAGAGAGCGUCACAAAAGGAGUUCAAUGGGGUGCCAACACGAACGUUGGUUUGCAGUUCGGACUGCCCCAGGUCGGUGUAAGUGCCAGCGCGGGCUUCGGGUUGAACUUUCAGCGGCAGCGUUCCACGACACUCGUGAACGAGCAGAAAAAAGAAAACAGGGUUGAGUUGCAGUCUCACCACGAAGAGACGGUCAAAAUCGCUCCGGGAAAGAAAGUGAUCGUGAGGAUGACCUCUUACAGGGUGCGCUACAAGCUCGAUUACACGAUGGAGUACAAGAUAGCAAAAAUAAACCGGAUAAGGGUCCUUGUUGACACUUGCGGCGCGGGGUUGCCUUUUUGCAAGAGUUAUGUGUCGGUAUCGGCGCAACAACUUCUGCAGUAUCUGCCGGGAUACUGUGAAGACGAAGAGUUUGUAUAUUUUACGCAAGAGGGCGAAUUGAGAUGGAUCGCAGACAGGAUGGAUGUAAAAAAGACCAUUACAAACAUGUGA